Eptesicus fuscus (big brown bat) is the source of this 867-nucleotide messenger RNA. RefSeq names its product adenylate kinase 1 (gene AK1). Gene Ontology annotation, biological process: nucleoside triphosphate biosynthetic process; ATP metabolic process. The coding region runs from base 62 to 697 and encodes 211 amino acids. Gene Ontology annotation, cellular component: cytoplasm; cytosol. Lineage: Eukaryota; Metazoa; Chordata; Mammalia; Chiroptera; Vespertilionidae. The record is from RefSeq and is a predicted model, not a curated record. Gene Ontology annotation, molecular function: AMP kinase activity; ATP binding; nucleoside diphosphate kinase activity. The transcript has 6 exons.
GGGCAAUGGGCAGGCCCCGGGCCUGGGAGGGGAAGGGUAGGGGACACAGCAGAACGGGACCAUGGGUGCCUGCUGCUCCUCGGAAAACCUCCGCAGUGAGGAAGACUCUAAGGCCAGAGAGAAGCUGAAGAAAACCAAGAUCAUCUUCGUGGUGGGCGGGCCUGGCUCGGGGAAGGGCACCCAGUGUGAGAAGAUUGUCCAGAAGUACGGCUACACCCACCUCUCCACCGGGGACCUCCUUCGGGCCGAGGUCAGCUCGGGCUCGGCCAGGGGCAAGAUGCUGUCGGAAAUCAUGGAGAAGGGGCAGCUGGUGCCACUGGAGACAGUGCUGGACAUGCUCCGAGAUGCCAUGAUGGCCGCGGUGGAUACUUCCAAAGGCUUCCUGAUCGAUGGCUACCCUCGGGAGGUGCAGCAGGGGGAGGAGUUUGAGCAGAGGAUCGGACAGCCCACGCUGCUGCUGUACGUGGACGCAGGCCCCGAGACCAUGACCAAGCGGCUCCUGAAGCGGGGCGAGACCAGUGGGCGCGUGGACGACAACGAGGAGACCAUCAAGAAGCGGCUGGACACCUACUACAAGGCCACGGAGCCCGUCAUCACCUUCUAUGAGAAGCGUGGCAUCGUGCGCAAGGUCAACGCCGAGGGCUCCGUGGACAGCGUCUUCUCCCAGGUCUGCACCCACCUGGACGCCCUCAAGUAGCAGCGCCGGAGCCCCUUCCCCAGCUCGGAGCCCAGCCCCACCCCUGUCCUGACGCAGGAGUCCUGGCCCCAGCUCAGCGCCUCCGCCCUGCCCGGCUGGAGCACAGACAGAGGAAGCCGCGUUAUCCUGUUUUCACGGACAGCUGAGCACUAAAGGAAUUUCCGAGGACA